Molecule: messenger RNA, 976 nt
Organism: Beta vulgaris subsp. vulgaris (sugar beet)
Lineage: Eukaryota; Viridiplantae; Streptophyta; Magnoliopsida; Caryophyllales; Amaranthaceae
Product: probable ribonuclease P/MRP protein subunit POP5
Exons: 4
Coding region: 168-632 (154 amino acids)
Biological process (GO): tRNA 5'-leader removal
Cellular component (GO): ribonuclease P complex
Source: RefSeq, a predicted model, not a curated record
GCCGGCCCAACUCAUACGCAAAUUCGUCUAGAACCUCUCAUACGCAAAUUCGCCACUUAUCCGCAAAUUCGAAAGAUCGAAUUGCAGAAGCUCGUUCCAGGUGAGAGUUGAGAAGUCAGGACGGGUUUUUCUGUUGUAUGUGUUGAAUAGGUGAGAGUUGAGAAGUCAUGGUGGGAUUUAAAAAUAGGUACAUGGUGCUGGAAAUUUUUCUAGAUCCAAACAAGGAUCUCAAGGUGGAUGAUCCUGUUAUUGUUACCCAGUUCAAUGUGUCGAAAGCAAUGAAAGACAGCAUUCUUGUCAACUUUGGGGAGUGUGGUCUGGCUUCUUCACUUGGGUCUUUUCAGGUUAAGUAUGUGAAUCCAAUUACCAAGCUGUGUAUCGUUCGAACAUCAAGGGAGGACUACCAGAAAGUCUGGUGUGCAAUUACCAUGGUUUCCAGCAUUGGAAAUUGCCCUGCUUUAUGCAAUUUGCUUGAUCUAAGUGGAAGUAUUAAAGCUUGCAGAAAGGCUGCCUUGAGUUGUGAAGAAGCAAAAUUUGAGCAGUACAAACUUGUAAAGGGAGGUCAAGUUACAGAUGAGUUGAAUAAGCAAAUGCAAAACUAUCUCGAGAGGAUUAGAUUACUGGAGCAUUAGUGAGUAUUCUUGUUCUUGUUUAGUAGCGAGGAGUGUUAGUUUUGAAAUUGAGGUCAACACUCCUCUUCCACCACUCGGAUAGGCUAGUGUUGUUUGGUGUUGAACAAUGUUGGGAGGAUCAUCCCGGGAAUCGGGAUCCCCGUUUGUACUAAUGGACUAUUUGUCCUAUAACUAAUGCACUAGUCUAACCCUGCAAAAAAUACUUAGUUGAAAGGAAUGAUCAUAGAAAACAGUUGUCAAAAUGUUUUCGCGGUAAGAUAAAGGCAAACUUGGAUUCCCCUUUAAUCUCUCAAGAUAAAUAAUACUCUCCAUAAAUAGGGGAGAUCAUUUAGUUAUAAGUGUUA